CAAAGUGUCUCGCGCUACCUCAACAAGUGAAGCUUGCAACUUAUACAGCUUUUUGCAUAAAAAAAGCUCUGUGAAAAAAUCUAAAAAGUGAAAUGUGUUGAACAUUAAUGAACAAGUUACUGGACGAUGUGUUCAAUUUUAGAAUGUUUAUUUAACUGAUAGUCAGUGGUAUGCGUAAGUUAGGAAUGGUUUGCAGUGAUAGUUGAUAUUGGUUGUGUGAAAAAAACAAGAUGGCGGCUCGGGGGACCAAACGCUUGUUGUCGAUUUUCUUCAGCAUUCUUCUGCUGGGACGAGCUAUUGCUGGUCGUGGUCACACAGAAGUCCGCGUGGAACUGCAGAUGGAGCGAUGGGCGGCACGAGGAGGUUCCGUGCGGUUACGGUGCAUGCACGACGUGCCAUUGCAUCUACUUGACAAGGUCGUCUUCUUGAGACACGGCACAAAGAUAUUCCAGUACAUCAAGGAUAGGAAACCACCGUACAGAAACUUCACAACCCCAGGAGCAGUACUAAAUAUAGCGUUGGCGACUGAUAACUCAAUAAUCCUCCAGAACUUAGACUUUGCGGCAAGUGGCAGUUACUCCUGUGAAGUCUCCAUGGAUACGCCCAUCUAUACUAAAGAGUCCACCGCUAAACAAUUAACAGUAUUCCAUCCACAAAAGCAUCACCCAAGAAUCGACUUCCCUACACGGUACAUCAGCUUCGGUGAGACUCUCCGUGCGAAUUGUACCACCGCGCCCGCUCUCCCUGCGCCCCAUAUCACAUGGUUCAUUAACGGUAGAAAGAUGGAUGAACUGGUGGUCCAUUCCCAUAAGUAUCGUGUACCAUUGAACGAGAGACGCAGAGGGUUGCAGAAACCGUUCGAAUACGAGAGUGGCAGCGCACCGCCGCCCGUGCUGGCCUUAACACACAUCUCACACGUCGCUACGAAAUCACCUGGAUGUAAUUUAAAGGAAAAUCAGAUUGAAUUAGUGCAUAAUCUUGAAGAAACGAACGAGAAUAGAACGAUCAGUCGCCACAGAGGUAGAAGACCGAGCCGUGGUCGGGAUCUGUAUGUAUCGGUGUCUGAAAUACAACUGCUAGCAACGGGAAGACUAGAGGUGACCUGUGUAAGCACUAUUCCUGAGUUCAGAAGUAUUGAUGACAAAUUCGCGGAUGUCAGAAAUGAUACAGUAAUUGUGGAUUUAAUAAAACCAUCAACUUAUUCUCAAGAAUCAAAUGACACGAUGAAAGCAGGUUCCAGCAUAUCAAAAGCCAAUAGUUUGUCUCUUUCACACGUCAUUCUUUCCAUACCUUUUAUAAGCCUCAAAACAAUUGUUUGACAGCUGUUUUAUAAAUAUUUUAAAUCAAAUUAAUUAUUGGGCUGUGAUAAAAUAUAAAUAUCAUUUUAAUGUUAUACUGCUGAAGGAUUAAGUUCGAAUUGUUUGCCAUAAAUGCUUUGUUAUUUUAUGAUAUAGAAUUAUAUAUUGGUUGUUUACAC
Molecule: messenger RNA, 1477 nt
Organism: Papilio polytes (common Mormon)
Lineage: Eukaryota; Metazoa; Arthropoda; Insecta; Lepidoptera; Papilionidae
Exons: 8
Coding region: 231-1319 (362 amino acids)
Source: RefSeq, a predicted model, not a curated record